CUUGUCAUUAUCACGCACACCUACGUACGCGCAUGCGCGCGGCCACACGCUCUUACUCGGGAUCUAUGCGCUGCCCCACUAGUUUCUCGCUCGUUGCUCUCAAGCUUAUGGCAAAGAAAGCCUUAUUUCUUUCCAUAGUUGGUACCCCUAUUACUCUUUAAAAAUUCCGCCAAAAAAGAGAAGACGAUUUACCAAUACUUUGGGGCCGUUAUCUCACGGCGGACUUUCUCUUCAGGUAUACAACAGUUAUCCAGAGGGUCUAGGAGCAGCACUCUACAGGGAGCAGUUUGACUUUAACGCUGAGCCACCUUGGGAGCCCAGCUGAUAGUAGGAGUGUUCCAUCUCCUGACUUGUCCAUUUUGUUGCAUAUUCCAAGAGUCCCAACAUAAGGCUCAGUGACUACUUCAUUUUUUGGCAACUUGGUUUAUGAUUGUCGGUUUUGCGGAAUACGGCUGAGAUGAAAGGAUUUGUUGAUGAACCCAGCUACACAAUCGAUCUUUUGGAAGAAGGAGCAACUGUGAAAGAUGUCCUUGAUAAUCAUAUAUAUGAGCAGGCUUUGGCUGAAAAGAGUGCGUUUUUUGUGGCAGACCUUGGCAACAUAGUAAAGAAACAUGUACAGUGGAAAAAUGUUAUGACUCAAGUGAAACCCUUCUAUUCUGUGAGGUGCAAUGCAAGUCCAGCUGUUAUUGAAAUCCUUGCAGCUCUGGGCACAGGCUUUGCCUGUGCUAAUAAAAAUGAAAUUGCACUUGUUCAGAGUUUUGGAGUAUCACCUGACAAUAUAAUUUACACAGGUGUGUGUAAACAACUGUCUCAAAUAAAGUUUGCUGCAAGAAAUGGGGUUGACAUCCUUGUUUGUGAUAAUGAAACCGAAUUGAUGAAAAUUGCUCGCUGCCAUCCAAGUGCCAAGCUGUUGCUACUAGUUGUAAUGGAGACCAGCAGCGCAGAAGAACAUAUGUGCAUGUCCUUUGGCUCCACACUGAAGAACUGCCGACAUCUUUUGGAGCGUGCAAAGGAGUUGAAACUUCAGGUGGCCGGAGUUAAAUUUCACAUUUCAAGCUCUUGCAGAGAUCCACAGACUUUCAUUCAUGCAGUAUCUGAUGCACGUUGUAUCUUUGAUAUGGGGGAGGAAUUUGGCUUUGACAUGAGUAUCUUGGAUAUUGGUGGCGGAUUCUCCGGAGCAGAAUUUCAGCUUGAGGAGGUGUAUAGUGCUAUUAGCCCUCUGCUUGAUGUGUAUUUCCCACCAGAGUCCGGUGUGUCUGUUAUUGCUGAACCAGGAAGAUUUUAUGUUGCGGCUUCAUUUACACUUGCAGUAAACAUAAUUUCAAAGAAAGUGAUUGCUAGAGAUCAUCAUGAUAAAUUCACAGAUUUGGAGCCAUCACCAAAUGAUGAACCAGCAUUUGUGUAUUACAUGAAUGAUGGAGUAUAUGGGUCUUUUUCCAAUAAGUUAGCCGAAGAGACCAUUACAGUUCCUUUGGUUCACAAGAAAUACAAUAAAGAUGAAGUCAUGUUUGCCAGCAGUUUGUGGGGCCCAUCUUCAGAUGGCCUUGACCAAGUUGUCGAGCACUGUCUGUUGCCUGAGCUGAAUAUUGGAGACUGGGUGAUUUUUGAAAAUAUGGGUGCUAACAGCCUGGGGGAGCAGGCCAACUUUACUGAUUUUCAGAAACCACCCAUAUACUAUGUUAUUUCGGCUUGUGAUUGGUACGACAUACAGGAAGCAGGAAUAACACUGGAUGCUACAAUGAAGAAAUGGUCUCUUGUACAUGCUUGUUUUCACCUGGGUCCUGAUACCUUUUCCUCACUGGUUUAAAGCAUUUCCAUCUGACGUUCUUGCGUCUUCAAAAUUGAUAAAUUGCCUGGUUAACAUUCCAAAGUCGAAGUAUAUUGAAUGCAGAAUUGAGGCAUUUAACUGGGAUCAGGCAGAAGUGUAUUUUAUCUGGUUGGCUAAUUGUGCAAAAGUUCAAAAAUACAUUUGCUUUGCUCUGACACCCAAAUUUACUUGAUCAUACUGUAUUAAAAUAUGCAACAAAAUGGAUGACUCGGAUGAGAUGGAAUCCUACUGCUGGGUUCCCCUGCUUAAAGUUUACAUAUGCGUUUGUGUUUUUCCUUUUUUAAUUACAGAAUACAGCACAGGUUUUCGGUCUUGAAAAUUGUCUACCCAAGAUGUAACAGCUCUCCGUAGAGUACAAUUUAGAGCAGAAUUUGUAAAUUUGUGCUUUGGCGUGUAGUGGUAGAAAGUCAAUGUGACUUUUCAGUUGGCUUGUGACAUAAUUCAACUUCACCCUCGUCUGAUUGCAAUAAAUUUCUUGUGUAAGUUUUGCUAUUUUGUUCCCUGUUAAAGUGAUAGAGAUGUACAGUCUUGGGCACACUAAGCUUUAGCUAUGUUUUCUUCACUGUAUAAAUUGUAUUCCUGUUUAGUAUAGUUGUGAUGCCCUGCACAGUGUUACCAAAUCGUGCUGUCUUUUUAAACUUUUUUAAAUUAAAAUUGACCAGGUGUGAUUUAUUCACAUCCCUUUA
Erpetoichthys calabaricus (reedfish) is the source of this 2514-nucleotide messenger RNA. It is a transcript of the gene azin1b, whose product is annotated as antizyme inhibitor 1b. Gene Ontology annotation, cellular component: cytoplasm. Gene Ontology annotation, molecular function: ornithine decarboxylase activity; ornithine decarboxylase activator activity. The transcript is spliced from 12 exons. The record is from RefSeq and is a predicted model, not a curated record. Lineage: Eukaryota; Metazoa; Chordata; Cladistia; Polypteriformes; Polypteridae. Bases 458 to 1807 code for a protein of 449 amino acids. Gene Ontology annotation, biological process: negative regulation of protein catabolic process; positive regulation of polyamine transmembrane transport.